UGGGAUACUGGAAGAGUGCGGACAGUCAGCCUGGAAGAGAUUUGUUGUUGGCGGAAGGAAGGAAGGAAGGGCUGGGGGUAGUUGAGAGCGGCGAGCCGAUGGAGCGGGCAGCCGUGCCACGGAGGAAGGGGGUCGGUGGAGGCGGGGGGCUGAGCUCCAACUCCAGGUCUGUGUCGGCUAACAGCUUGUCGACCAGCGGCGGGGCUUCGCCGAGCCCGGCCAACUCCCGCCGCCGGAGGCAGCCGCCGCGGCCGGCUGACUAUAAACUUCAGGUGAUCAUCAUCGGCAGCCGCGGCGUGGGCAAGACCAGCUUGAUGGAGCGCUUCACAGACGACACGUUCAGCGAGGCCUGCAAAUCCACCGUCGGUGUUGAUUUUAAAAUCAAAACAAUAGAGCUAAGAGGGAAGAAAAUUAGAUUACAAAUCUGGGAUACUGCAGGGCAGGAGAGAUUCAACAGCAUUACUUCAGCAUACUACAGGAGUGCCAAAGGAAUUAUCUUGGUAUAUGACAUUACAAAAAAAGAAACAUUUGAAGAUGUACCUAAAUGGAUGAAAAUGAUUGACAAGUAUGCUUCAGAGGAUGCAGAGCUUCUGUUAGUGGGAAAUAAGCUAGAUUGUGAAGUUGACCGAGCAAUUACUCGUCAGCAAGGAGAGAAGUUUGCCCUGCAGAUAACUGGGAUGCGUUUUUGUGAAGCUAGUGCAAAGGACAACUACAAUGUCAGUGAGAUAUUUUUGAAGCUCGUGGAUGACAUUUUAAAUAAGAUGCCUGAAGUACCCAAGCGCGAGUUAUCAAACAGCAUCCUGUCACUACAGCCAGAGCCUGAAAUUCCACCAGAACUUCCACCAGCUCGGCCGAAUGUUCGCUGCUGCUGACUGGAGCUUCUCCCCUGCGCCAUACUGCGCUCGUACUCGCGUACGUCUCUGCAAUGCAAUCAGUCUCACCAUUGUCAUCAUUGCACUUUGUAGGAAUGAUCAGAGAAGAACUUGGACUAACUUUGUAUAUGUGUGAAGUUUUAAAAUGGCAUAGGAUAAAAUUACUCUGUUCGGAAUAACUGCACAUGUAUUUUUUAAAAUCCUCUGAUCUCUAGCAAAGUUGAUGUUUUCUAUACUAGUACAGUAUUUAAUGUUGGCACGUAGUACCAAGUGAUUUCUAAACUUUGGAAGGGACUUUUUUUUAUUGGUACUCUAACAAAAGUCAAGCCACCAAAAAGGCUGUCUAAGUACUAGCACAGAGCUGCUAUUGUCAGUGGUAUCAUGGUAUCACUGCUGCCUUUGAGUAGUACACGGUGGGUACAUUAGAAAAACAUAUGAACCCAGUUUGGAAAAUAUUUUGGAAAUUCUGCAAAUCCUAAUAAUACACAUACAAGGGAACCCCAUAAGAUACAUGGUUGGUUUGUUUGUACAUUGGUGCAUAGACUGCAAAUAUGCAUUUUAAGUACCCAGGAAGCUUUGGGAACUAAAAGGUUAACACUAAUUUGUGAUCUAUCAUUUGGAGAAAACUAAAGUUGUUCUCGGAGUGUGAAGCACAGAAAUAUUUAAUGUGCAGUGGCAGAAAUGUGCCAUGCAAUUUGAGUAUUUUAUCAAAGACAGAACACUAUUGUGGUCAGGGCAGACAUAAUCCACUUUUCUCCAUACUAAUCAUAAAAGGUGUGUUGUGAAAGGACACGAUUUGUGGUCAUUUUAGAAGCACUUAAUAUUAAGUUCUGGGCAGGGGGAGGGGGGUACUGGGUAAAUGGUUCAGGCUCAUAUUUUAGGUGAGUAUUUUAUAGUGUACUUGAAAUUUCAAGAGGGCAUUUUAUAAAAGUUGCCUUAUGUGGAUCAAAUGUUUCAAAAUUUGGUCUGUUCAAAGAUAUUUUGAUUGUGCAAAUGACUGCACCUCGCACUUGCACCAUAGCUGUACUCAGCACUCCCUCAUAACGAUGUUAGAUUUAAAUUUUGGGUGCCAAGUGCAUUGCAAAGUGGGUGUAAUUUACUUGAAGGAAACCCCCACUUAUGACGUGGCUCAUAAUACGAGCAACAGAGUAACUUCCAUAUCCAAGACUGAAGAUUUUUUUGUGGAAAUAUGUGAGUACAGUAUUCACUUUGCUAUAUUAAUGGUUGGGGAAGUAAUUUUGAAUUACUCAAAGUUUGUACUGGUGUUCCCACAAAAGGGCAGAUACACUCCCAGCUUGAUUCCAGAUUGUGCUUGGUCAUUGCUGUAUGUGGAAUAUGAAGGUCUUCCCACUAUUAGUGCAUGUUAUUUAAAAAGUGAAGUCUGUCUCUGGUGUAGCUGAUUUUUUUUUGAUGGAUUCAAAUAUAAGCAUGGUAUGUAAAAUUGUGACCUAUUAAAACUAUAUACACAUAAGCA
Messenger RNA from Hypanus sabinus (Atlantic stingray), 2346 nucleotides. RefSeq names its product RAB12, member RAS oncogene family (gene rab12). Gene Ontology annotation, cellular component: plasma membrane; synaptic vesicle; endosome. Gene Ontology annotation, biological process: Golgi vesicle fusion to target membrane; protein localization to plasma membrane; cellular response to insulin stimulus. Gene Ontology annotation, molecular function: GTP binding; GTPase activity. Bases 99 to 872 code for a protein of 257 amino acids. The transcript is spliced from 6 exons. The record is from RefSeq and is a predicted model, not a curated record. Lineage: Eukaryota; Metazoa; Chordata; Chondrichthyes; Myliobatiformes; Dasyatidae.